Molecule: messenger RNA, 3272 nt
Organism: Scophthalmus maximus (turbot)
Lineage: Eukaryota; Metazoa; Chordata; Actinopteri; Pleuronectiformes; Scophthalmidae
Gene: susd2
Product: sushi domain containing 2
Exons: 14
Coding region: 81-2561 (826 amino acids)
Source: RefSeq, a predicted model, not a curated record
CAGCUCCAAAGUUAAAGUUCCAGGGGAGGGAAGUGGUGCUGGUGUGGGUCUCCGUCCAUUCCGGUUGUGUCAAGAAAAACAUGAGAGCAAACUUGAGAGCGACCGUUUCUCUUCUCUGUGGGAUUAUUCUGUUGUGCUCGUCUGAGACAACAACGGGUCAAACAUGCAGGGGAAAGUGUGGAGUCGUACAGGACGGAUGCUCCUGCCGUGCGACCUGUGUGUCUUUGCUGAGCUGCUGUGCAGACUACACCCGGGCCUGUCUUCAGCUGAAGCCUCACUCCAGCUCCAUGCUUGGCGGGAGAGCUCUCAGGAUCCUCGGCCUGCUCCUCCAUCCCAGUGGGCGCCUUCUCUGCAGGUUCAAAAGUGAGGUCGUACUCGAAGGUUAUAUCGACGCUGACGGCCGUCCCCACUGCAUCUCUCCUUUACUGUAUGAGACCGGUUGGAUACAGUUUGAGAUCUCAACUGACGGGAUUCAGUUUGACCGAUCUGGAGAAUACCUGUCAGUCCACCCCAGUGAAGCGGACCCUGCUUUCCAAGUCACCCUGGUGAACGCGACGCGGUGGCAGAACUACGGCACACCAAACGUGGCAGGGCGGCUGAAGAUGACGUGGAACGGCUCUUUGAUUGCAGCGGAUAAGGUCAACGUAGAGUUGUGGGGCUACAGGGAGUUCAGCAGCAGAAGCAGCAGCACAGAGGCAGGGAUGAACGGGCCGUCCUCUCCGCGUGCUGAGCUCAGCUACCUGUACUCUCUCGACAGGAACGUGGUCAACAGCGGGGCCUUCAGCUUCGUGCCCGAGAGCUCGAAGGACCACUCUGACUGGGUGCUCGGGAAUAUCCGCAUAACUGCCAGCUCUCAGUCAGAUGGAGCGAGGGACGUACAGGCUCUCUGGAGUAGUGGUCAUGUCCUCGCGUGGCACUUAGGGCAGACGUUCAGAGACGACUCCGCUGCCUGGGCCAAGAACAAGUGUCUGCAGUGGGACGUCCUGGAAGAGAAUCAGCCGAGCUUCCUCCAUGAACUCAUCGACUGCCCUUGCACUCUGGCACAGGCCCGAGCCGACACAGGCAGGUUCCAUGCUGAUUAUAGUUGUGACGUUGAGACGGGCAGCGUGUGCACGUAUCACCCAGGCAGCGUCCACUGCGUCAGAGCACUUCAGGCCAGUACGCAGGGCUCAGGGCAGCAGUGUUGCUACGACGGCACCGGGGCUCUGGUGCUGACGGGAGACUCGAUCGGCGGCAGCACCCCAGACCGGCCUCACGACUGGGGCUCGCCUCCAUACGGGGAGCCGCCUCGGCUGCCGGGCUACUCCCACUGGCUCCACAAUGUCGCCAGCUUCUACUUCUGCUGCCUCUGGUCCGACCACUGCCACGUCUACUUCCGCCGUCGACCCUCCAGCGGUUGUCGCAACUACCGGCCCCCAAAAGCCGGCGCCGUCUUCGGGGACCCGCAUUUCAUGACGUUCGACGGCCUCGGCUACACUUUCAACGGCCAAGGGGAGUACCACCUCGUGUCCCCCUCGCCGCACAGAGAGCUGAGCGUUCAGGCCCGAGCAGAGCGGGUGAAACUGAAGAACGGUACCUUCGCCAGAGCCACAUGGCUGUCGUCAGUGGCCGUGAAGGAGGAGAGCUCCGAUGUCAUCGAGGUGCGCCUGGCGGCAGGCGGCGGUCUUCAGGUGCUGAGGAACCACAAGGUCCUUCCUUUCACCGAGCAGAGGUGGACGGACCUGCAGGGAGUUUGUGUGUUCGUCCGCAGUCCUCAGAGCGUGACGGUGAUGCUCCUCUCCGGUGCGGCCGUCGAGGCUCGCCUGCACGACGGAGUCAUGGCGGUGACCGUCCUGCUGCCGUCGGAGUUCGCCCACCACACCCGGGGUCUCCUUGGCCCGAUGAACUCGGACCCGUCGGACGACCCGUCGACCCGACGGGGUGAGGGCGUCUCCUCGGACGGCGCCACGCCGGAGGAAAUCUUCAUCUUUGCAACGGGCUGGAAUGUUUCAGAGAAGGCCUCCCUUUUCACAUACGACCCAAGGAACCUUUUGGAUGACCCUGCUCUCGGCCCAGCCUUUGCUCCCCCCGAGCCACCCGACGACCCUCUGGUGGCAGACAUGUUGACGACGUGUUUCGGAGAAGGGGCGGCGUUCUGUAAACACGACACCUUGACCACAGGGAGCCUCGCAGUGGGAAACGCCACACUCAGGGCCUUCCAAAACUUCCAGUUGCUAAUGGACGCCCUGCAGCCAGUGGUGUCUUGCGGCUGGCUCCCCACUCCAAGGAAUGGAAAGAAGAACGGGACAAGUUACCUACAGGAGAACACGCUGAGCUUCUCCUGCGAUGAAGGCUUCACACUGUACGGUUCAACACGGCGCACGUGUCGGGAGGAUGGCGCCUGGACAGGAGAGCAGCCCUACUGUAUAACAGACGACAACGUGCGGUUCGCGCUUGGCGCCGUCGGUUCCGUGUCAGCACUGGUCACGAUGGGAGUGAUGAUCAGACUGCACAACAGGAAACAAGACAGAGACAGAAAAGAGAAACCGGACCAGACGGCGACCCAAGAACAGACUUGCUAAACCAUCGGCGGUCCUUUCUCGGAUCAUGGAUCUAUUUUAAUAAAUGCCCUCGCCUGAUUCUUGCACUUUCUCAGGUGACACACUGAAACCUUCUUCUACGUGGCCCACGGCGACAGAUAUGUUCAGACGAGCGUUCGGAAAUCGUAUGCUAAGUCGCGUUGUUCAUUAGGGCCGGACGAUCUCCUCUCGACCCGCUGACCCCGUAGGAAAACCUCCGGCGCUCGUCAGCCUUUCGGCCACGUGUUUUUUCCCCUUGUUUAGUUUGGAAAACCUCCAGUUCGUGGUAAUCGGCACACGGGAUAGAGGAUUGAGCGUAUUGAAUUAAAGGUGGGGGAGAAAGGAGAAGAAAAAAAAGCCGUGGUUGUUUUUAUAUUCCCGUUGUGCAUGACUGAACGUCCGGUCCUCGCCCGAUAGACAGUUGCAUAAAUACUACACGGGAGAUAUCACCAUUGCGAUCAGCACAGAUGUUUUCAUACUCGUGUUUCAGUUGCGCAAGCGAACCUGAUCGGUCUUUGGUUCACGCCCUUCACUCACACGGAGGGCUCUGCCGAGUGUCCACAAGUGCUACGUAAGCAUCACCUUCUGCACCAUAUCUACACAUUCCUGUAUUGUUUUUUUUACUGCCAUCGUUACGUGUCUGUGUCUGAAAGCGAUGACUGAGAGCGAUAUCUGAACAUUUUAAUUAAAAGGUCUGCGAGGGGAAACAAUGAA